AUGGCAGCACCAGGUACAAGCAAAUAUGUGACUCUCGUAUCUUGCGACGGAUUUGAAUUCGUCGUUCUGAGAGAGGCUGCUUUGACAAGUGGUGCAAUCAAAAAGAUGCUGGAUACAACCAGUGGUUGGGAAGAGUCUCAAACAGGAAUCUGCCGUUUCGCAGAAAUAAAUGGUAUUGUCCUCGAGAAGGUCGCCGAAUACUUUUACUACAACUACAAAUAUCGCAACUCGGAGAAUGUGCCAGACAUGGAGAUUCCGGCAGAGUUGUGUCUAGAGUUGUUAAUGGCAGCUGAUUAUCUGGACACAUAA
Messenger RNA from Sclerotinia sclerotiorum 1980 UF-70, 309 nucleotides. RefSeq lists its product with no specific name. The coding region runs from base 1 to 309 and encodes 102 amino acids. NCBI's taxonomy places the organism in Eukaryota, Fungi, Ascomycota, Leotiomycetes, Helotiales, Sclerotiniaceae. The transcript is spliced from 4 exons. Gene Ontology annotation, molecular function: protein-macromolecule adaptor activity. Gene Ontology annotation, cellular component: elongin complex. Gene Ontology annotation, biological process: ubiquitin-dependent protein catabolic process. The record is from RefSeq and is a predicted model, not a curated record.